AUGUCUCAAAUCUUUAGUUUUGCUGGUGAAAAUGAUUUUUACCGUCGUGCCACAGUAUACCCAAAUCCGAAAGAAGCUAAUCUUUUGCUAUCUCUCGGUAGUCUCGUUGAUUGCUAUUACCCUCCUUGCAAGAGAUCCCGUGUCGUCGCACCAUUGUCCUUCAGUGCUUUCGAGGAAAAGAGGAGUGCCUCCAUUGAUGUGCUUCCAGAGGAGUGUCUCUUUGAGAUCUUCAGGCGUUUAUCUGGACCGCAAGAGAGGAGCGCUUGCGCUUCUGUAUCGAAACAAUGGCUUAUGCUUGUAACUAGCAUCAGGCAAAAGGAGAUUGAUGUUGUUGUUGCUGCUCCCAACGUUAAUGAAGAUGGUGAUGAUUGUGAAGGAUGCUUAUCUAGAAGCUUAGAUGGGAAGAAGGCGACUGAUGUUAGACUAGCUUCCAUCGCCGUUGGAACAGCUGCUCGUGGAGGACUUGGAAAGCUUUCGAUUCGUGGAAGCGACUCUGCUAGCAAAGUUUCGGAUCUUGGUCUUAGGUCUAUUGGUCGGAGCUGCCCUGCUCUUGGAUCUCUUUCCCUGUGGAACCUCUCUACUGUUACUGACAAUGGCCUCUUGGAGAUUGCUGAAGGUUGUUCUCAGCUCGAGAAGCUUGAGCUUAACCGCUGCUCGACUAUCACAGAUAAAGGUUUGGUAGCGAUUGCUAAGAGCUGCCCUAACUUGACUGAGCUGACUUUGGAGGCUUGUUCAAGAAUCGGAGACGAAGGUCUCCAAGCCAUUGCAAGAUCUUGCUCAAAGCUGAAGUCUGUUUCGAUCAAGAACUGUCCUCUUGUCAGGGAUCAAGGAAUCGCUGCACUACUGUCUAACACUACCUAUUCCUUGGCCAAGCUUAAGCUUCAGUUGCUGAAUGUUACUGAUGUGUCUCUUGCUGUUGUGGGUCAUUACGGCUUGUCGGUUACCGAUCUUGUGCUCUCUGGACUGUCUCACGUGACCGAGAAGGGGUUUUGGGUGAUGGGAAAUGGCGUUGGGCUGCAAAAGUUGAACUCUUUAACCAUCACAGCUUGCCAGGGAGUGACUGACAUGGGGCUUCAAUCUGUGGGAAAAGGUUGCCCUAACAUGAAGAAGGCGAUGAUUGCCAAAUCCCCGUUGUUGUCCGAUAACGGUUUGGUCUCGUUUGCGAAAGCUUCUUUGUCAUUGGAGAGUCUUCAGCUUGAAGAGUGCCACAGGGUCACCCAAUUUGGGUUUUUUGGUUCCCUUUUGAACUGUGGUGCAAAGUUGAAGUCUUUCUCUGUGGUGAACUGUUUGGGCAUUAGAGAUCUCACCUCUGGUUUGCCUGCUUCGACUCUUUGCAGCGGUCUUCGUUCUCUGUCUGUUCGUAACUGCCCUGGCUUUGGUGAUGCAAAUCUUGCAGCCAUUGGGAAGCUUUGCCCUCAGCUUGAGGAUAUUGAGCUGUUGGGGCUCAAGGGAGUAACAGAGUCUGGGUUUCUACAUUUGCUUCAGAACACUCUUGUGAAGGUUAACUUCAGUGGCUGUACCAACUUGACAGACGGAGUGAUCUCUACCAUCUCUGCUCGUAACGGCUGGACUCUUGAAGUGUUAACCGUUGAUGGAUGUAGCAAGAUCUCUGAUGCCAGCCUUGUCUCCAUUGCGGAGAACUGCAACAUUCUCAGUGAUUUGGAUCUUUCGAAAUGUUCGAUCUCUGAUUCUGGUGUUCAAGCUUUGGCUUCCUCUGAGAAGCUGAAACUACAGAUCCUAUCCAUGGCUGGUUGCUCUAUGGUUACAGACAAGAGCUUGCCGUCCAUUGUCAGGUUAGGUUCGACUUUGUUGGGGUUGAACCUCCAGCAUUGUCGGUCCAUUUCGAACUCGACUGUCGACUUCUUAGUCGAGCGGCUUUACAAAUGCGACAUCCUCUCCUGA
This is a messenger RNA of Microthlaspi erraticum, 1902 nucleotides long. The record is from the annotation of a GenBank genome assembly. NCBI's taxonomy places the organism in Eukaryota, Viridiplantae, Streptophyta, Magnoliopsida, Brassicales, Brassicaceae.